Molecule: messenger RNA, 1149 nt
Organism: Cynocephalus volans (Philippine flying lemur)
Lineage: Eukaryota; Metazoa; Chordata; Mammalia; Dermoptera; Cynocephalidae
Gene: TNFSF10
Product: TNF superfamily member 10
Exons: 5
Coding region: 1-873 (290 amino acids)
Biological process (GO): immune response
Cellular component (GO): membrane
Molecular function (GO): tumor necrosis factor receptor binding
Source: RefSeq, a predicted model, not a curated record
AUGGCUGCAAUGCAUGCCCCAGAAGGUCCCAACCCCUGGCACACCUGUGUGCUGAUUGUGAUCUUCACAGUUCUCCUGCAGUCCCUCUCUGUUGCCGUGACUUACUUGUACCUCAACAAUGAGCUGAAGCAGAUGCAGGACAAGUACUCCAAAAGUGGCAUCGCUUGUUUCUUAAAGGAAGAUGACACUCCUUGGGACACUGAUGAUAAAGAGAGUAUGAACAACCUCUGCUGGCAGGUCAAGUGGCAACUAAGUCAGCUCGUUAGGAAGAUGAUUGUGAAAACCUAUGAGGAAACCAUUCCUACAGUUCAAGAAAAGCAACAAGCUAUUCCUCCCACAAUAAGAGAAAGAGGACCUCAGAGAGUAGCAGCUCACAUAACUGGGACCAACCAAAGAAGUAGCAACACAUUCCCAGCUCCAACCUCCAAGAAUGAAAAGGCUUUGGGCCAGAAAAUAAACUCCUGGGAGUCAUCAAGAAAAGGACAUUCAUUCCUGAACCACUUCCACUUGAGAAAUGGAGAACUGGUUAUCCAUCAAACGGGGUUUUAUUACGUCUAUUCUCAAAUAUACUUUCGUUUUCUGGAACCUGAGGAAAUUUGGGGAACAGUUUCAGAAGAAGAGAACAAAAAGAAAAACAAGCAAAUGGUACAGUAUAUUUACAAAUCCACAAACUAUCCUGAUCCUAUACUGCUGAUGAAAAGUGCUAGAAAUAGUUGUUGGUCUAAAGAUUCAGAAUAUGGACUCUAUUCUAUCUACCAAGGUGGAGUAUUUGAGCUUAAGGAAAAUGACAGAAUUUUUGUCUCUGUAACUAAUGAGCAUUUGGUAGACAUGAACCAAGAAGCCAGUUUUUUCGGGGCCUUUUUAGUUGGCUAAAUGAUCUGCAAAGAAAGAAUAAUACCUUCAAUGUGACCAUUCAUUCUUCAUGAUGAUACAGUAUGAAAAAUUCCAAGAAAUAUGACAAAGAAGGGCAAUCUGAGUAGAGCAGCCUCAACCGAAAAACUCUGCAAUGCACAUUUUUUAAUAUCUUUGAAGGUGACCCACUUAUACCAAGAAAAUGACGUUGCUAAAAGAACUUCCACGGAUCUAGCUGAUGAUAUCAGUUUGCCAGCAGAAAUCUAGAAGAUUCUCAGCUUCCAAACAUUUAUACAA